AUGGGGUGUGCCGUAAGUUCUGCUGCUGAUAAAGAAGCUGCCCAAAGAUCGAGAAAAAUCGACAAAGACUUGCGUCUUGAAGAAGAAAGACAGGCUAAAGAAGUAAAACUUUUACUCCUUGGGGCUGGAGAGUCAGGAAAAAGUACUAUUGUAAAGCAGAUGAAAAUUAUUCACGAGACGGGUUAUUCGGAGGAUGAAUGUCUUCAGUACAAACCAGUGGUUCACAGCAACACGAUACAAAGUCUGAUGGCCAUCAUCAGGGCAAUGGGACAGUUAAAAAUUGAAUUUGGAGAUCCAUCCAGAGCGGAUGAUGCACGACAGUUCUUCACAGAAGCAGGUGCAGCUCAGGAAGGAGAGCUGAAUCAAGACCUUGCUGUGGUCAUGAAAAAUCUCUGGCUGGACUCGGGCGUCCAGAAGUGUUAUUCCCGCUCCAGAGAAUAUCAGCUGAAUGACUCGGCUUCCUAUUAUUUAAACUCUCUUGACCGAAUCUGUGAUCUAAACUACAUACCCACUCAACAGGAUGUCCUUAGGACCCGUGUAAAAACUACAGGGAUUGUAGAAACACAGUUUACUUUCAAGGGCCUUCAUUUCAAAAUGUUUGAUGUAGGAGGACAACGAUCAGAAAGAAAGAAAUGGAUUCACUGUUUUGAGGGAGUCACAGCAAUUAUAUUCUGUGUAUCUCUUAGCGAGUAUGACCAGGUUCUGGCUGAAGAUGAAGAAAUGAAUCGUAUGGUAGAAUCAAUGAAGCUUUUUGACUCGAUAUGUAACAACCAGUGGUUUGUAGAGACAUCAAUCAUCUUGUUUCUCAACAAAAAAGAUUUAUUUGAAGAGAAGAUUGCCCAGUCACCAUUAAACAUUUGUUUCCCAGAGUAUCAAGGAGCUAAUAACUAUGAAGAGGCUGGAGCUUAUAUUCAGAUGAAGUUCGAAGCACUAAACAGACGAAAAGGCACCAAAGAAAUCUACACUCAUUUUACGUGUGCCACGGACACAAACAACAUACAGUUUGUUUUUGAUGCAGUAACGGAUGUCAUAAUCAAAAUCAACCUCAAAGAUUGUGGGUUAUUUUAAAGAUUAAAACUGCCAGAGAGAAAAAAAAUUGAAGUUCAAAAGAUAUAUAUAUAUCUACAAUAAUAAAACAACUUGUUCAUGCAUCUCAGUAUCCACAAGUAUCCUCUGGUCAAGAUAUUUUAUGGGUUUCUAUGAACCACAAAAUGUGCAAAAUUACAUCAGGAACUAGUGAAGACACAUUGAUCAAGACAUGAUUUUCUAAUUGUUGGAACUUACAGUUGUUUGAGACAUUGAUUUAGUUAAUAAAAAAAACAACAAUUAUUCAGGUAUUAUUGGGGAUGCUAAUCAUAUUGCCAAGAUAUUAAUUUUCUUUGCCAGUUUGUUAUUCAGUAUUAAUAAUGAAAAUACAUUUGUAUUUUGUUUGAUAAUUUGUAUAACACUUUCAUUAGGUUAUAAGAUGUCUUAAUAAGGUUGUUAAGUUCAGUAUUAAUUUCACUAAAAAUAUUUUAACACUAAAAUUUUACAUUGAAUGUUUUUGGAUGGAAAAUGAACUGGAUUUAAUAUAAUUUCACAAGUUCUCUGAUAAUUUUGAAAGCAUCAAACAUUAACAAAAACAUAUCAUAAUGUUCAGAUUCAUGUCACCAAAGAAGUGCACUUCAUUUACUAUUUAACAUGAACACUUUCUUCACAUUAAAGUAGAUAUUAAACAGCAGUGUUACUUUAUUACAAUAUUUUAUACUCCUUCAAUCGUUAAUUGAUAAGUAUAGAAUGUAAAUUGCUAGCAUCACCACAGGGCUACAAUCAGAUGUAUUUCAUCUGAUGUAUCUCUAGUGAUUUAACUGUAAUGAGGUGAUCUUUACAUUUUGUUAUAAACAGUAAAAGGAAGCAAACUGUUCAUCUUUUUGUGAGAUCCUAUCAAAAAACAUGGAGUCUAUGUUUUGAUUUUGGUUGAAACAAAACUUAUGAGAAAUUCGUUUCGUUGUUAUUAUAAAAAUGGAUUCUUUCUGAAAUUCCAAAUUAUCUUUUUUCAGUUAUAUUCCUCCCUAGGCUUACGGAGAUUCACACCAAAACGUUUUCUCUUUGCAUAUUUUUAUUUACUUGUACACUUUUGUGAAUGAAUUACAUUGGUAGACUAUGUGAGACAGACGUCACAAAUAUAUAAAGAAUGAUAUAAUUUUAUGAUGGUACUACAGAUUUGUCUACCAAUACUCUGUGUUUUGUGUGCUUUUCUAAACUCUCAUAUCCAGUGUAACAAAUAUCCAAUCGGUAACAAUAACUAUACCACAAGUUUUAUUUUUAGUGGGCUUCAUGAGAUCAUUCAUUUCAUCCCACCAGGGUAUCCUGAAUAACACUACAUAAUUUUAGUGUGAUUAACAUAUUCAGGUAAAUCAUAGCAUCGUAUAGAAACAAACAUUAAGUUGUGUGUGUUGUUUUCAUCUUCAGCCAACCAAAGUUUGUGUUUUAUCAUAUUGGUAUCUAUUGUUCUAUAGUAUAAAAUUUUUUAUCAUGAUUCUAUCAGUUUCUCUUAUAAAUCCUUUGUGUUGAGAACACACUAAGAAAUAGUGUUUCACUGUGAUUCUAAAAUACAGUUAGCUUGCAAAACUUAAGCAUCUUGGUUGGCCAACCAGCCUUGCAUGUUGCGACUUCCAUUUGUGACUGAACAUUCAUAGAAAUAUAUCAAGACAUUAUGACAUUCCUUUAUAUUUGAUCUCUGUUGUUAAAAAAGCACAAGAAACUUUAUUUUGUCAAGCUAUAUGGUAAAUUAGUUGAUUAGCUAAAGACAAAAUUUUGGUAUAUUUUAUGAUUCUGUAACGGUCUCAAAAUACACCACAGCUGUGAAAGUGUGCCAUUUCUAAAAACGAGUUUAUGCAGAAGUUAAAGCAAACUAUUACAUGACGAUACUGCAAUAAAUUAUUUUUUUAAUGGAUGGUCAUGUUUAUUGUCAUAUUUCACUUUUUUUUUACCAUCUCCUUUGAUAAAUUUUUAUGUUCUGAUGCCUUAAUUCGUAUCUUAUGAGCAUUUUAAUGUUUGAAUUUAUAUCUUGUGAUCAGAAUUUUGAUAUUUUGACACUGACCACUUUUCACGUGUCAGGGCCAGUGGUUGAGUUGCAAUGUUUAUUAAUCAGAUCUUGGUUGUUUGUUAACCAGAUCUUAGGUAAAAAUUUAAGUUUGAUAGUGUAAAUAAAAUAGUUUGUUAUCACUCUUAUACUACUGAUGAUUGAGGUGUGGCGAGAACAAAUAUAGAGUAGAUGAUUACUUGUUUUUUAAUGCAAAUGUAUAUAUGCAAGUCUUAAAAUCAUUUUGUAUUUU
Limulus polyphemus (Atlantic horseshoe crab) is the source of this 3317-nucleotide messenger RNA. RefSeq names its product guanine nucleotide-binding protein G(i) subunit alpha-like. The coding region runs from base 1 to 1068 and encodes 355 amino acids. The record is from RefSeq and is a predicted model, not a curated record. Gene Ontology annotation, molecular function: G protein-coupled receptor binding; GTP binding; G-protein beta/gamma-subunit complex binding. The transcript is spliced from 9 exons. Gene Ontology annotation, cellular component: heterotrimeric G-protein complex. Gene Ontology annotation, biological process: adenylate cyclase-modulating G protein-coupled receptor signaling pathway. Lineage: Eukaryota; Metazoa; Arthropoda; Merostomata; Xiphosura; Limulidae.